AUGUCAUCUUUCGACGAACUGAUGAGUCUACAGAACAUGGAGAUGGGUGUCGUCUCUCGCACACUUACUAACUUCAAGAAGCUGGGACAGGCCAAGAUGACACGUGCCGUAACGCGACAACGCCUCGCAACCCUCAAGGAGACAUACGCCAGAUGCAAGGAGCUGGACUGCAGGUUAACGCUUGCUGCGGACGAGAAGAUAACGACAAUCCAUGCGUACUUCACCCAGAACUACUUCCUGAAGUGUGAAGAAUAUUACCAUGAAGCUUCCGACUACAUGGCUGAGGUAUUGGAAUGUCACGAGGUCAGCAAUCCCACUCCCGCUGCACAUGACGGGGAUGCAAGUAACGCCUUAGAUCACCUCGCGGUAACUAAUGACAAUUUCGGUAUCGCGUGGAAUAUUCUCGUUUCUCGAUACGACAAUAAACGUCGGCUUAUCACUACACAUUUACAAUCGCUCUUCAAUUUACCGUCACUCGCGACGAAAACCUCCAAAGAUCUUCGCACGCUCCGUGAUCAAACCAAUAAGGCAAUACAAGCUUUAAGUAAUCUCGGUCGCGCAACCGAGCAUUGGGAUGAUUGGCUUGUUUUUCUCGUAUCACGAAAACUCGACAAGUCAUCGCGAAAAGCUUGGGAACUUAAACUCGGCGAUACAGUAGAAUACCCGCGUUAUCGCGAACUUGAACAAUUUCUUGCAUCGCGUAUUCGCGCUCUCGACGCGAUUACACCCGCGAACGCAUCGGAGAAGACAACGACGACCUCCAAAAAGAAAACUCUUGCGUUACACACCGCAUCUACCGUUCCGUUCUCAUGCGCAUUAUGCAAAGCGAACCAUCUACUGUAUCAAUGCUCUACGUUCCUAAAUGCGAAACAUUCCGUGAAAGAGUGUACGAGUACUCGCGCGUGUCGACAGUGUAGCAAACGGCAUCACACAUUGCUGCAUUUCGAUCAUUCCGCUCAACCAGUCGACGCUAAGUCACCGUCGACGUCCACACCCACGAGUAGCGAGAGCGUCACCGCCGUAGCUACACAUUUAUUGUCGAAAACCGUAGCACCGAGCUCCAAAAUCUUACUCGCGACAGCGCGCGUGCGAGUUUAUUCGCCUCAUAAACGUUUCGUCACCGUUCGCGCGCUCCUUGAUCAGGGAUCCGUCUCUACGUUCGUCUCUGAAUCGCUUGCUCAACGCUUAUGCCUUGCAAGAAUUAAUCGCUCCGUCUCACUUACCGGCAUUAGCGAAAUGCGAUCUAUCGUGCGUCACGCGGCCCAAAUUACGAUUACUCCGGCGUGUCGCGACGGACCUGCCUAUAUCACGACCGCAUUAAUACUUCGGUCAUUAACGAAAUAUUUACCGAAUCGAGUCGAUACCGCGCACAAUUGGAAACACGUCGCGGGACUCGAACUUGCCGAUCGUGACCCCAUGAGUUCGGAUCCAAUCGACAUCAUUAUCGGUGCCGAUCUGUUCGGCAUGCUAGUUCUCGAUGGUAUCCGAAAAGGCUCAGAACAUGAGCCUAUUGCGCAAAAUACCACUCUAGGCUGGAUUCUGUCCGGGCCAAUAGCCUCGUCACCGAAUACUGGCUCAGUUUCCGCUCUUGCGCAUCAUGGAGUCGUCAUCGAGACUCUCGAUUGCGAUCUUCGUCGCUUCUGGGAAAUUGAGGAAGUGCCUCAGAAAGCUGCUCGAAGCCCUGAGGAUCACCAGUGCGAAGAGCACUUCAAAGCCACGCAUUCUCGUACGCCGGAAGGACGCUUUCACCGCUUGGAACAACGUUUAAAUCGAAACCCAAUUAUCGCUUCCGAGUACCGCGAAUUUCUCGCCGAGUACGAAACCCUCGGUCGUAUGACCAAAAGACCACCAACAGAAAUUAUCAAACCAGAGCAAGCAUAUUACAUUCCGCAUCACGCUGUAUUACGCGAUAGCAGUACGACCACCCGCUUACGAGUAGUCUUCAACGCGUCGUGCCGCACGUCAAACGGAACGUCAUUGAAUGACCAUAUGCUCAUAGGCCCUAAGCUUCAACGGGAUUUGGCCACGGUCGUAAUGCAGUGGCGCCAAUAUCGUUACGUGUUUACCGCCGAUAUCGCCAAAAUGUAUCGGCAAAUCUUAGUUAACCCCCAAGAUACCGACUACCAGCGCAUUGUUUGGCAACCUACUCCUGACGAACCAAUCUCAGAUUACCGCCUUCUCACCGUCACCUACGGUACUGCCGCCGCUCCAUAUUUAGCUCUUCGGGUUUUAGAUCAGCUCGUCGAAGAUGACGGUGCUGACUUUCCACUAGCUGUUCCCGUUUUACGUCAUCAGACGUAUGUUGAUGAUUGCGCUUUCGGCGCAAACCAGAUUCUCGCUCGUCAAACCCGCGAUCAAUUAGUCGAAUUGUUAAAGAAAGGAGGCUUUCGCCUUCGAAAAUGGGCGAGCAACGCCUCCGCUUUAUUGUCUGAUCUCGAUCCCGCGGAUCACGGAUUAGUUACUCACAAGGUUCUUCAAGACGACGACCACCUCAAAGUCUUAGGAAUCCUCUGGAAUCCGAAGCUAGACAUUUUUCAAUUCCGCGUUACCGUGCCGGCUUCACCCGGCCGAACCAAACGAGCCAUUCUUUCGACUAUUGCGAAGUUUUUCGAUCCUUUAGGAUGGGCGACUCCCGUCAUUAUUACCGCAAAAGUUUUUAUGCAGCGAUUGUGGUCACUUAAAUGCUAUUGGGAUGACGAAAUUCCCAGCCAACAUUUCGAUUACUGGUUAGACUAUCAUAACCGACUUCCGUGUCUCAACGACAUUAGCAUUCCUCGCUGGACGACUUACGGAUCUCACACGCUAAAGUGCGCCCUUCAUGGAUUUUCCGACGCUUCGACUGCAGCUUUCGCGGCUGCAGUGUAUCUUCGUACCGUCAAUGUCGACGGCUCAAUUACUGUCUCGCUUCUCGUCGCCAAAUCGAAAGUGGCCCCGCUUAAAACGACAAGCGUCCCGCGCUUGGAAUUAUCCGCCGCUGUGCUUCUCGCGCAUAUAAUGCAUUUCGCACGCUCAGCGCUUCAACUCCCCGAGCUCGAGUGCCACUGCUGGACGGACUCUACCAUCACACUCGCAUGGCUGAGUCAAUCACCUGCCCGAUGGAAAACUUUUGUCGCCAAUCGAGUUUCGGCUGUGCAGUCACUCCUCCCAGGAGUUUCUUGGCGUCAUGUUCCCACGCUCACCAAUCCAGCGGACUGCGCCUCGCGCGGCCUCGCUCCCAAUUGUCUCGAAACGCAUGCCUUAUGGUGGUCAGGCCCUCCAUGGCUACACCACCCUCCCGAAUCCUGGCCGAACUCGUGCCCGUUGUUACCCGCCGAGAUUCCUCUCGAACAACGCCCGGAGCCUCCGGGAUGUGCAUCGCAUACGACGCCCGAUUGGGAUCUCGCGUCGCGUUAUUCGUCGUGGCCAAAAUUACUACGAAUUACCGCUUACCUAUACCGGUGUCUAAAUCGAGUUCGACGCGCAAAAAACCCGCAAUCGGAUACCGCAAUUUUGAUCUCCGAAGAAAUUCAGACCGCCAAACGUUACUGGCUCAAAAUUAUGCAGUCAGACUUAUUUUCUAACGAAAUCGUUGCUCUGAAUCAAAAACGCGCGGUGUCGAAAAGCAGCCCGCUAUCUAUUCUCAAUCCUUAUAUGGACGAGGACGGACUCAUUCGAAUUCGAGGAAGACUCCGUCGAGCUUACCUCCCAGGAGCAACGAAGAAUCCAAUCGUAUUACACGCGCAUCCGCUGUUGGUACUCAUUAUCCAGCAUCAUCAUCUGAGAACGUUGCAUGCCGGUUCGCAAUUAACGCUCGCGUCAUUGGGAAACGAAUUUUGGAUUCUCCGAGCUCGCGCCACCGUUCGAUCCGUUCUUUACAAAUGCCUACAAUGUACGCGUGAACGCGCCGCCGUGCCCGUCGAACUCAUGGGUGACCUCCCGGCUGUGAGAGUCAACCGCACCGUUCGCGCCUUUAUUCAUACCGGCGUCGAUUAUGCAGGUCCGAUCGCUGUCCGCACGGCGCCCGGUCGAGGUCAUAAGUCGCAAAAGGCGUAUAUCGCGUUAUUCGUAUGCCUCACAACUAAAGCUCUGCAUUUAGAGCUUGUAAGCGAUUAUACCUCUUCUACUUUUAUCGCAGCGUAUCAACGCUUCGUUUCUCGCCGAGGAUUACCGACGUCCAUGUAUUCGGACAACGGAACCACAUUUCACGGCGCCGAUCGCGAACUUUCGAGCGCACAUGCCGCUGCCAUACGCAAUCCCAAUUUCCGCAGCCGACUCGCUUCCGACGGAACUGCGUGGCACUUCCUACCUCCCGCUUCGCCGCACUUCGGUGGUCUGUGGGAAGCCGGCGUUAAAAGUGUUAAGCAUCAUUUAAAACGAUGCAUCGGCCUCCACACGCUAACUUUCGAGGAGAUGUCUACGCUCCUAUGUCGAAUUGAAGCGUGCCUUAAUUCACGUCCGAUCGCGCCCGUUUCCGAUAAUCUUGACGAUUAUCACGCUCUAACUCCCGGUCAUUUUUUGAUCGGAACCCCUCUUAUCGCUCCCGCCGAACCGAGCGUGCUUGACUUAAGCGAAAACCGACUUUCGCGUUGGCAAAUGGUUCAACAAAUAACCGAAGGUUUUUGGAGGUCUUGGUCCGGUGAUUACUUGCAUACUCUCCAACAACGUCCAAAAUGGCGCGUUGUCCAGCGACUGGCCAAAGUUGGUCAAAUCGUCCUAGUGCGUAACCCUCUGGCUCCACCGAGUCAAUGGGAACUUGGCCGAAUUACGGCGUGUCAUCCAGGCGAUGACAAUCUAACUCGCGUCGUAACGGUAAAGACAAGUCAUUCCGUAUACAAGCGACCGAUUGCGAAACUCUGUUUUCUACCUGUCACCAUCAAUAGCGAAGAAUCAAAGAAUUCCGUCACGGCGGGCGGAGUUUCCGUGUGA
Trachymyrmex cornetzi is the source of this 4905-nucleotide messenger RNA. RefSeq lists its product as uncharacterized. Gene Ontology annotation, biological process: DNA integration. The transcript is spliced from 4 exons. Bases 1 to 4905 code for a protein of 1634 amino acids. Gene Ontology annotation, molecular function: nucleic acid binding. The record is from RefSeq and is a predicted model, not a curated record. Lineage: Eukaryota; Metazoa; Arthropoda; Insecta; Hymenoptera; Formicidae.